AUGAAGUUGUUGUCUGCUACCGUCUUGGGAUUGCUCCCGUUGGCCCUGGCCGAAUCGAUUCUGGUCACUUUCCCUUCAGGAACGCCCGACUCGGUAGUGGACGGGGCAAAGAAGUCGAUCGUGGAUGCUGGUGGCCAGAUCACCCAUGAAUACACCUUGCUCAAGGGGUUCUCUGCCAACGCUCCGGAAAAGGCCAUCCAGCAGAUGUCGACGGAAUCUGCCGCGUACAAACCAAAUAUUGAGAAAGACCUGACUGUUUCUAUUCAGUAAUGGGAUGAUAGGUCUUCUGAAAGAAGGGCGCUCGCCCUUCUCUCCUGUAUUUUUCAUGGCUAUUUCCCCGCUGGUCUCGGGGCUUGACUGUUGGUCGGUGAUGAAUGAAAAACACUAGGUAUAUUGUAAUUCAGGACUGCUAUGUAUGCUUGACUACUUUUGGGGGGGAAGGAGGGUAUGCGCCUUGUAUUUGUCCAAGAUGGGCUACGUUCUGGACUGUCUCUUUUGAGUGCCAUAUGAACCUGCGAUUACUUUUUAUUUCCGCGAUUGAGACAUUAUUAUAUGUGCGCCUGUUCAUAUCCCCUUUAAAUUCUCAAAUUAAAUGGCUGUUGUUUGGUAUGGG
This is a messenger RNA of Aspergillus sclerotioniger CBS 115572, 613 nucleotides long. RefSeq lists its product as uncharacterized. Lineage: Eukaryota; Fungi; Ascomycota; Eurotiomycetes; Eurotiales; Aspergillaceae. Bases 1 to 270 code for a protein of 89 amino acids. Gene Ontology annotation, biological process: vacuole fusion, non-autophagic. The transcript is spliced from 4 exons. Gene Ontology annotation, molecular function: endopeptidase inhibitor activity. The record is from RefSeq and is a predicted model, not a curated record.